This is a messenger RNA of Verruconis gallopava, 1901 nucleotides long. RefSeq lists its product as uncharacterized. Gene Ontology annotation, molecular function: RNA binding. The coding region runs from base 214 to 1200 and encodes 328 amino acids. NCBI's taxonomy places the organism in Eukaryota, Fungi, Ascomycota, Dothideomycetes, Venturiales, Sympoventuriaceae. The transcript is spliced from 3 exons. Gene Ontology annotation, biological process: mRNA splicing, via spliceosome. Gene Ontology annotation, cellular component: ASAP complex; cytoplasm; nucleoplasm. The record is from RefSeq and is a predicted model, not a curated record.
GUAAACUUUACAGACUCUCAGUUGAACUCGCGUAGCUUCUGCUCGACGCUGUACGCGCCAGGCGGCUUAGACUUGCUUGCUUGUGCUGCCCGUGACCUUCAUCUUCGCUCGAUCAAUCGUCGCCGGCACGCUCUUCCCUUCAGAUCCACUCUCGUCGCUUUCACGGACGGUUGGCAACAACACUGAGAGAUCGGUGCAGACUACGAAGCAGCCAUGCCAUCCCGCUCGCGAACACGCAGCUCCUCGCGACACCGUCCAGACUCGAGAGACAGCCGCGACAGGUCUUCGCUCUCACGUUCGCGAUCACGAUCGCGAAGGUCGCCGAGCCGCUCACCGAGAGGCUAUGGCGGACGCAAUAGCAGGAACUUGUCCCGCAGCCGCAGCAGACGCUCACGCAGCUUCUCAAGACCUAGAGGCUACUCCAGAAGCCCAAGCAGGCGCAGGACGAGGAGCAUUAGCCGCAGUCCCACUCCACCGCGCAGUGCAAAGAUUAUCGUGGAAAAACUCACCAAGAAUGUCACUGUGGCUCACCUUCGCGAAAUAUUCGAGCCGUUCGGAGAGAUUCUUGACAUCGACAUGCCUCUCAAUCCAGUCUUCAACGUAAACCGUGGUACAGCUUACAUCUUGUUCGCGACGCCCGCUGCCGCCGAGGCCGCCAUGGCUCACUUCCACGAAGGGCAAAUCGACUCGUCCACGAUCAACGUGAGCAUCGCUCUUCCUCCGCGUCGCUUCUCACGCUCACCGCCUCGCGCGACUGAUGACCUGGACCCUCCGAUGCGCGAUCGUGAAGCGCGCCCCCCGCGCAGACGCUGGGGCAAUGGUCCACCGCCAGGUCCCCGUAACAGCUAUCGCCAACGCUCUUACAGCCCCCCGCCGCGGCGAGGCCCGCCUCCACGGUCACCUCCCCCGCCCCGCGGUGUCUAUGGCAGGGGAUACAGUGGACGAGGCCCCCCAAGAGGAGGAGACACAUAUUACCCAAACGGAGGAGGCCGAGGUCGAAGCCGUGACAGGAGCUACUCGCCACCGCCGAUGAGACGCACAAGGAGCCCUUACAGCAGUUCGAGAUCGCCGCCGCCUCGACGACGGGACAGUUAUGGUAGCUACGGUAACUAUGGGGGCUAUGGUUCUAGUGGUCGCCGUCGUCGGAGUCCAUCGUACGGGAACUACGGUUCCCGUAGCCGAUCUCCCAGGAGGCGAUGAAGGUGAGACAGGUAUGUGAUUGAUUUAAAGAUUCCCUCAACGUGUUGCACCAUGCAGAACAACCCGAAUCCAAGCAGCGCCGAGCCGCGCCUAGCAGAGCGGAGCGGAGCAGCCAAUCAAGCUGUGAACCAAUUCAGCGACGAAUUAUGUCACCAUUGGCGGUGACGUUUAUAGCCAAACUUGUAUGAAUAUGAGUAGCCCAAAACGAUCCCAAGGGCCAGAGCGGUAUCCUCAUACUUAUGUAUUACGACAAUAAUAUCACGGGGAUCACAAUAGCAUGUGAAAAGUAUCAGGCAAAAAACACGUUGAGGCCAUUGGCCCAUACCCAGCAAGACGUAAACAUAAUAGUGGAGCGGAAGAACGAUAUGUGAAGCGGCGGAAUACGCCAUACUUUCUCAAAUCAAGCUCGACCCAAAAAGGAAAGCUGCGUGCUCCAGCCAUAUCCCGACAGUUUUCCCAAACGUUAAAUGAUUGCGUUCAUCUCUGCAGGUUCAGUCUAUUAACACUCGCAAGCCUCUAAGCUACAUUCGCAAAGUAAAAGAGUGCGUGGUAUAAUUAGCGAAUGAAGUACAGCCAGCAUCCAAAGGUUUUGUAAAACGCUCGCCCGUGCCUGCUCCUUACAAAGGGAGAAUGAGUGAGUAAGAAGGUAAUAAGAGAAAAGGUGGUGCCCGACGAUCUUUGCAACCGAAGUUUGACCCACC